CACUAGCGCGGGGCUGAUCUUAAACCCCACGCCUCAUGUUCGGCGUGCUCCGCGUCCCAAGAUUUUUCUUUUUCAGUCAUUCUUAGACCAUACCACCAAACCCAAUUUCUUAUACUUUACACUUUGCGCCUCUACGUACUACACAAACACACAAAAGUCGCAACCAUGGUCGAGAAGCUUUACGUCACAUACAACCAGGUGCACAAGCACUGCCAGGAUGCCGCGCCUAGAAUUCUUGAGGAGUUCAAGCCCAACCUUAUGAUCGCCAUUGGCGGCGGUGGUUACGUCCCUGCGCGCAUUCUGCGCUCGUUUCUCAAGCGCGACGGCUCGUCCAACAUUCCGAUCCAGGCCAUCGGUCUCUCUCUGUACGAGCAGCUCGGCGGCUCCGGCGACUCCGAAGUCGAGGUUCCCGGCACAAAGGUUACACGUACGCAGUGGCUUGACCUGUCCUCUCUCGAAAUGGCCAACUUGAUUGGCAAGAACGUCCUCAUCGUUGACGAGGUCGAUGACACAAGGACAACGCUUGAGUAUGCGGUGCGCGAGCUUGAGAAGGACGUUGUCGAGGCACAGAAGAAAUCUGGGCGCACAGGGGAGAAGACUACGUUCAGCAUCUUCGUUCUCCACAACAAGGACAAGACGAAGAAGGGCACGCUCCCUGAGGAGACGUUGAAGGGCAGGUAUCUGGCCGCACAGACUGUUGGCGAUGUUUGGAUCAACUACCCUUGGGAGGCUAUGGACAUUGAUGAGCACGACCGCAUGUCUGCCGAGGCGGACAAGAAGUCUGCUUGAACUACGCUUAUCUAGACUAUGAUACCACAGAGACGCAGGUGUCCGACGAUGGGAGAGAAAAGCAUCACAUUGACGACUUGGCAUUUGAGCAUUUGCGGGCAGGGAUACACAGGAGUUGGCGGGCACUGAUCUUCACCAACGGUAUUUUAGGUAAUGGGCCGACGGCCUUACCGUGGGUAGAUAUGGAACAAAAAUAAAAUGGAAGACUUUUAGAUCAUACUCUGAGUAUUUUGUCACUGUUCUUCGACAAUUUAACAUAUACACUGGGA
Messenger RNA from Boeremia exigua, 1058 nucleotides. RefSeq names its product hypoxanthine guanine phosphoribosyltransferase. Gene Ontology annotation, cellular component: cytoplasm. Gene Ontology annotation, biological process: hypoxanthine metabolic process; XMP salvage; IMP salvage. NCBI's taxonomy places the organism in Eukaryota, Fungi, Ascomycota, Dothideomycetes, Pleosporales, Didymellaceae. Bases 166 to 789 code for a protein of 207 amino acids. Gene Ontology annotation, molecular function: hypoxanthine phosphoribosyltransferase activity. The transcript has 3 exons. The record is from RefSeq and is a predicted model, not a curated record.